This is a messenger RNA of Magallana angulata, 2143 nucleotides long. RefSeq names its product neuronal acetylcholine receptor subunit alpha-10-like. Lineage: Eukaryota; Metazoa; Mollusca; Bivalvia; Ostreida; Ostreidae. The transcript is spliced from 5 exons. Gene Ontology annotation, cellular component: synapse; neuron projection; postsynaptic membrane. Gene Ontology annotation, molecular function: transmembrane signaling receptor activity; acetylcholine-gated monoatomic cation-selective channel activity. Gene Ontology annotation, biological process: monoatomic ion transmembrane transport; nervous system process; signal transduction. Bases 716 to 2143 code for a protein of 475 amino acids. The record is from RefSeq and is a predicted model, not a curated record.
UCGGUAUUUAUUCAUUGCAUUCCCUCACCCCGUUAGUAUCCACGGCCGCUGCUUAAUUAAACAACUAUUGAGUUAAUGUUCCUCAAACUUUGGUAAUUUUCUGAAUUGAAUAGAUCUGUGAUCAGAGAUCCAUUGAAAUAUCUUCAACAUAGUAUGGUGUCUAUUAGUUUCAUGUUAAGAACAAGUUGGUUUUUAUUUUCCACGCGCACCUUGCAUUCAGUUUUAGUCUUUACAUAUUGAAGUACUGAGCAAAUUAAUUAUCCUGCAUAAGCCGAUGGUAUCUUUUUAUCUAGUUGUUCUUCGAUUUGAUUGGCUGUCAAUCAGCUGAGAUAUGCUUGGAGCGCAUUUCGAGCUGAUCUGUGAAUUUGACGUUUCGCCGAUGUGUUGUGAUGCGCACAAAUGACGCUAGGAUCAUUACGGAAGCUGUUCAAAAGAUUUGUUUACCUGCAUGAUAACGGGGAGGAUCAAAAACUUCAAUUAAAACAUUCAGACAUGUUCCUCGCCUGCUGCUUGAUAAACGGGCUAUGAUACGGAAUCUGCCACAUUUUUCAUACCUUUCAAAUAUUCGUGUCUGAUUAUCAUAUACAUAGACAAAGAUCAGGAGCUAUAGGAUCUAUCAUAUCACCAGAGCUCGUGACAUUAUUGACUCUGGGAGCAUCUCAAGAUGUAUUUACGUUAACACCUCAGAUGGGACUACAGACUUGGAGUAUUAAGCAUGCCUGUUUUGGCUUGGAUGUGUCUGUCCGUGUUUCCCGUUUUGUCCGUGUGUAUUAUUCCGGACGAACAACGGCUUCUAGAGAAGUUACUAGCCGACUAUAACCCCGCGGCCCGCCCCGUGUACAAUGCGUCCAAAGUGGUCCUCGUUAAGUUCGGGAUAACCCUGGCCCAGAUUUCGGAUAUGGAUGAGGUAAACCAGGUGCUGACUACCAGCGUGUGGCUGGAACAGGAAUGGCAAGACGAACGAUUGAUCUGGGAUCCAAAUGAAUACAAUGGACUGGAAACCUUGCGCAUGCCCUGUGAUAAGAUUUGGCUUCCGGAUAUAGUACUUUACAACAGCGCGGAUGACUACACUUCCGGAUAUAUGCAGAGUAAGGCAAUGGUCCGGCACGACGGAAACGUAUUCUGGCCGCCUCCCGCCAAGUUCCGGAGCUCUUGCAAGAUCGAUAUUACAUUCUUCCCGUUUGACGACCAAAUUUGUAAAAUGAAAUUUGGUUCCUGGGCCUAUGAUGGAUUCCAAGUGGAUAUAACAAACAGGACCGCGCAAGUGGACCUGUCCAACUACGUAUACAGCGGGGAGUGGGAACUGAUUACUAUAUACGGGGUUAGGAAUGAAGUGGUUUACCAGUGUUGUAAUAUUCCUUACCCGGAUGUGACGUUUACUAUUGUCAUGCGCAGAAAGACGCUGUAUUAUCUUUUCAAUAUCAUAUUUCCAUGUCUAUGGUUGACGAUUCUUAGUUUGUUGGGUUUCUGGUUGCCGCCCGACAGCGGGGAGAAAAUAACACUCGGAAUUACCGUGCUCCUGGCCUUCUCUGUAUUCAUGCUUCUUAUCGCUGAAAACAUGCCGGCUACUUCAGAAUUCGUUCCUUUGAUAGGUAUUUAUCUGACAGUGACGAUGGGUAUGACGUCAUUGUCUAUCAUACUAACAGUUUUUGUGCUACAGCUACAUCACGUGGGUCCGCACCAGAGACCUGUGCCAAGAUGGCUGCGCUUUUUGUGUGUGGACAUCUUAGCAAGAUUUAUGUGUAUGCGUCAAUCUCAAAUUCCACAGCCGUUUGUGGACGAAUUCCGGAAGGACGAUAUGUGUUUGACUACAUUCUUUGAGAACGUUGAAAACGGUAACACCGCUGGCACGUGUAAUGGAAAUAUUCAGCAAAACUCCAAUAAUACUAUCAACAAUUACCAGAACGAUAAAUACCAUAUAGAAAUGGAGAGGGACAAAACACACCAGAAAAUUACCAACCAUUUGAAGCUUCUUGUGGAGAAGCAAGACUAUGAGGAGAACCACCAGGGUAUAGUCCACGAGUGGCAGUUCGUGGCCCAUGUGAUGGACAGGGUUCUGUUCUGGAUAUUUCUGUUCGCUGCUGUCUUAUCGUCCAUUUUAAUUUUAGUCGUACAGCCGUUAAUGAAGCCGCCAUUACAAUAA